UACUAAAACUACUUUUUUCAUCGCAUUACCCUACUCUCUACUCUCUACUGUCUACUCUCUACUCCUCGAUCCCUCACUGCUUCUUCGGAUUCCAAACAAGCCCUUCAUUUCCCACUCUCUAUUAUUAUUUAUACUACAACCCCUAAUUCCCUCAACUUUUACUGUACUCAUAUACUUAUAUAUAUACACCCCCAUACACACCUCAGUUCAUUAUCUAACCAAGAAGAAGGGUUUUAAGAGAGAGAGAGAGAGAGCGAAUAAUUAAAAGGCCCUUGCCUUCACCUUUGGUGUCCAAAGAUAUUGCUAGAGAGAAGAACUAGUUGUUCAAUUAGCUUCUUCUUCUUCUUCUUCUUCCACCCUUCUUGUUUGAGUAAAUUAAGAAGCUUGAGAUCAGACAUGUCGAGCUGCAGCAUCGAUGUUGCGCCUGAGCAACUCUGCUACAUCCCCUGCAACUUCUGCAAUAUUGUUCUUGCGGUGAGUGUUCCAUGCAGUAGCCUGUUUGACAUUGUGACCGUUCGAUGUGGGCACUGCACCAAUCUAUGGUCCGUGAACAUGGCCGCCGCGUUUCAGUCACUGUCAUGGCAAGAUGUUCAGGGAUCUGGGCACUGCAAUCCAGAGUACAGGAUUGACACUGGCUCCACGUCCAAAUGCAACAAUAGGAUUGCAAUGCGUGCGCCCACCACUCAUGUAACUGAGGAAAGGGUUGUGAACAGGCCUCCCGAGAAGAGGCAGCGCGUACCUUCUGCUUAUAACCAGUUUAUAAAGGAAGAGAUUCAGAGGAUCAAAGCCAAUAAUCCUGAUAUCAGUCAUAGAGAAGCUUUCAGUACAGCUGCAAAGAACUGGGCACAUUUUCCCCAUAUUCAUUUCGGGCUGAUGUUGGAGAGCAACAACCAAGUUAAGAUGGAGAAUGUUUCUGAGAAGCAUUUAAUGUCAAGGGCUGCGCUAUUGAAUAAAUGAAUGCUAUCUUCAUCAUAUCACAGGACUUGGGUUUCAUUUGAAUCUGUCAAGUAAACAAUGUCCUGACCUAAAAGGAGUUUUAAGGACAAUCAUCUCUUUUUCUUCGUUAGUGUACUUGUCACUACUUACUACUUGUUCAAUGGAUGCUUUUCACUUAAUUUGAAGCAAGAAUGCUAGUUUUCCCUUGUCAUCUUUCAAUAAGUUCUAUCUUCUAGCUGAUUCAGAUGAAAGAUGAAAUAUGUAUGCUACUGUUUUAAGCUCGAUGGCGAGAACAUUUAUCAUCAUAUUUUUUGGUAAUACUAAUAAACUUUUAAGUUAAUUUGUUAA
Messenger RNA from Glycine soja, 1284 nucleotides. Its product is annotated as axial regulator YABBY 5-like. Lineage: Eukaryota; Viridiplantae; Streptophyta; Magnoliopsida; Fabales; Fabaceae. Gene Ontology annotation, biological process: cell fate commitment; multicellular organism development; abaxial cell fate specification. The transcript is spliced from 7 exons. The record is from RefSeq and is a predicted model, not a curated record. Gene Ontology annotation, cellular component: nucleus. The coding region runs from base 397 to 957 and encodes 186 amino acids.